UUCAGUCGAAACUUGAUAUUUCCGUUCAACUUUUCCCGCGCGACGUUCAACAAGUGCGCGCGCAAUCAUUCGGCGCGCGAUCGUAUACUCGCGUAGUUUGAAAAACGAACCGUCGAAAAGAAAACGAAAAAUAAUUUAUCGUAACUUAUUAAUCGUUGUGAGUGAAAAUAAUGUUCUAAUACUCUGUGAAUACGUGCAGUGUUGUGUUAUUUAGUGAAUAAUUUAAAUAUUUAACAAACGAUAGCAUAGAGCAGAGAACAUGGCGACCAAGUCGUAUAGCAAACACAAGGAGUACAAAGAGUAUUCCAGCAGCGGAACCAUACCAUAUACAGACGAGCAAUUCGACAUGAUAAAGUCGGAGUUAAUACCGAAAGGCAGUAAGCUGGACUCGCUGGGCCGGACUGGUGGCCUCGGUGGAGGGGCUCGGGAGUACCACUAUGAGUACAAGGAAGAAAAACACCCCUCCGGCAAGUACGAUAGAAAGGACCUGCAUACUGUUGAGGAGUACACCAUUCCUCCUCGCACCGUGCCUAAAGCUUCGGAGUCCAGCUCGUACUACUACGAGAGAGAGGAGAGGGAACUGCCAGCCAUCACGUCGGGGACCAGGACUUACAACUAUGAGUCUUCUACUAGUUCUACACCAGGCUACUCCAAGGUCAAAAGCUCCAAGGUCACAAAAGAACUGACACAGAACGUUGAGGAGCUGGACUCACUCUUGGAUGACUUACAGAAGGAUCAAGAACGACAGCUGUACAAAAGUAAGACCCAUGAUGGCUACACUUCUGAUACGGCUGAGAGCACAUCAUUUGACUACAGGAGGGGAACUCCAGCAAAGGCGCCGUCCAGCGGCUACUCGACGCUGAAGCGCGAGGAGCGCGUGGAGACGUCCUCGUGGGGCUCCUCCCCCCCACCGCCGCCCACUGUCACUAGGGCUGCUGAGCUGCGCCAGGAGGUGUAUAGGGAGGAGAAACAUGAGUCUCGCGUGGUGCCAUCGCAGAUCUCCCCGGCGGUCCCACAAGUAGUGCCGCCGACCAUCUGCUCGCACUGCCACCAGCCACCCAGCACUGGCACUUUACCCCGCGGCGGAACACCGAUGAACAAGGUGACGACCACCGUGAAGACUUACACGUACGAAGUGCCGGCUGACCAGGACCCGGCCACGGUGCCCAUACCUGUUCAUGCUGAACAGCAUACCUACCAUAGCUCUGAACAUAACCGGACUACUACAACAGCCUCCCCGGCGCCGUUGACUACCGUGGCCCCUCCCGCCCCCGGCUGCUGCGCUCACUGCUCGCACUGCAACACCAUCCGCGAGUACCGCACUGUCACCACUACUGAUGACCGCACGAACGAGCGUAUGGUAUACCCAGCUCCCGCCAACGAGACCAAGAUCAUCCCUGCUGAACCGCAUAAUGGACACGGCCCAUAUGGUCCAUCAACAUACAAGUUCUCAGAGACCUCGUACUCUUCCCACAACACGACUCAGCGCUUCCCCGCGUCCCCUUCCCCCGGCCCCCACCCCGUGUCUCCCCCGCACGUGACGGUGCUGCACCCCGCCAACUCCCCGUCACCCUCCCCCGGGCCUUUCCCUCGACCUUCUACCCCGUCGAUGGGCACUCAGCAGCCGCCGAAGAAGUUGGAUGAUCUGCUCGCUGAUUUCCCUGAAGCUCGCUUCCCAACACAACCAGACGGUGUAACCCGCCGCAACAUACACGUCACCCACGAGAGCUCAACACAAAGCUCCACGCUCAACCGCGACACCCGAGACACGCGGGACUCCGCCCCCAGUCCGCCAGCGAAGGCGCCGCUUGUGGCCAACAGCCGCAAUGUGGCCGGACCUGCGGUGUACUACCCGCCCGGGCAUACGCCCUUCCAGAAGAAAGAGGGAGGCGGUUAUCAGGCUAGCAGUGCGAUGGCGCAAGGAGGCGGCAGUUAUGCAUCAGGCCGCGCCAUGUACGAAUACGAAUCCGGUUCCCGAAGCAAAGAGAAGCACUCCGAAAAGAAGACAGCCGUCCCCAUCUGCCUGCCUCUCUGCUGCGCCAUGCCUUGUGUUAUAAUGUAACCUUGACCUUGAAUAUGUCACCCACAAUAGGCUCACCCAAUUUUUUAUAUUCUAAGGCCCGUUUUUUGACAUAAAUGUCCAGUUUUUCUUAUAACAACUGUUUUAAUUUUGAAAAUUCAUACAGUCUAGAGUUCAUUUUAUAACUUGAAAAUUUUACUUUAAAAUUGUAAACAAUUGUUUUAAGAGAACUGAAGUUUAUGCUGUCGUUAAACUUGGGCUAAGUAGUCUUUUUUAUGGGUAAAGUUAGAAUACUUCAUCAUCAUCGGGCAAGCCUAUAAUUUAUGUUGAUAUUACCUAGUUUUUAAGUUUUUUGUACGUGUUGACAGCUAUCAAAACAGAAUGACCUUGAGAUUUUAAGUGAAGGUCAUAGCAAUUUUAGCUCUCAAUAGUAAUGUCAUACAAGUAAAUUAUAUGAAAUCAUGUAAAUUGAGUUGUGACCUUGGUGACAAGGUCAAUGUGUUAACGUGAAUUUUAGUUUACACAGUUGUAUAUCGGGUCAUUUUAUGUUAUUUAUAUGUAAAGUAAGUAAUAGGUGAGUGUCUAUACGCUUCUCCUUAGAAAGUGUAUCAGAGCUUACAAAAACGUAUACUUUAACGAAUCUCAGAGAAAAUACAAAAUAACAUCGUACGUAACUGUACCUUUCAUUGUCAAAUAUUGUAACACUUCUGGUUUUGACAGUACCUUUACAUGUUGAAUUAUAUCUUUACUGAAUAAAGCUAAUCUAACAAGGUGCCAUUAAUGUUAUUUUAAUUAUAAUUAAGUCAUCUUCUGAGCGCAAAAAAAUUGUAUCAUGAAAAUGAAAAAUUAUGGUGCUGCCAUCUAUACGUCUUCUAUGUAAACAUUUUUUACAAUGGUUGAAAUAAAUGCGCUCGGUUAUAUUGUGUAUAAAGCGAUAUUGUAAUUUUUAUUAAUAAUAAAUUUUAUUAACUUGAUAA
Helicoverpa armigera (cotton bollworm) is the source of this 2997-nucleotide messenger RNA. RefSeq names its product proteoglycan 4. NCBI's taxonomy places the organism in Eukaryota, Metazoa, Arthropoda, Insecta, Lepidoptera, Noctuidae. The record is from RefSeq and is a predicted model, not a curated record. The coding region runs from base 260 to 2062 and encodes 600 amino acids. The transcript has 14 exons.